UAUUAAUUUAUAUUUGAGAAAAUUCCCGUUUUGAAUGAACAGCAUGUAAAAAUUUAUGAACGCGUCUGUGGGGUCGACCGCUGGAUGUAAUGGACUUGAGUCGAGGACGGGUUGAUAACGUUUUAAGUUUUACUUAACAAUAAAGGGCAGUGAGAUGUCAGGUCGCACUUUAAAUAAACAUAUAAUUACUUUUUGAUUGCAAAGUAUGCUAAGAAAACAUUCAUAUUCACCCCCCCCCCCCCACGCCCCCACUCGACUCGUAAUUGUUUCUUUUUCUCGCUACACGUCUUGAGUUUUUUUCCGGCUCCCUUUGUCAACCAAUCACUCGCUAGUAAACACCCUGUGUUCGAUUCUAAUUGGUUCCAGCUGAAUAAUCCGAGCGAAAAUGUAGUGCUUUUCGGGAACAAUAGAAAUGUCAGCUGCUUUGGAGUGGCCAAUCGCAUUCAGCUACACAUUCCAUUCUGCAUUUUAAUUGGAGGAGGACGCCACAAGUUUCUAUUCGCUGUGUGUAUUUGAUUUGAUUGUGGUUUGAAAUCAUAGUGUUUAUAGCCUUCAGUAAUGGCCAUGCAGGUGGUGGUGGUGAGGGUAUUGUUUACACUCUCAGUUGUGGGAACAGUGAGCCGUGCUGGUGACGCUUGUACUGACAGCGACAAGCGAAAACUGACGCUAUUUUUAAGAGGACGGGUUGGACACUCACGUCCCGGAGAAAACAAUUGUUAAAACCAGGAGUAACGCUGCUUUACAGCUAUAAGAAGAUAUCGAGACCUGCGAACCGUGUGUGUGUGUUCCUGGUGUCUACAGCUGACCCUGAGUCGUGGAGUCUGGCCCCAGUGUGGAGGCAGCUCAAUAAUGAAGAAAUUUAAGGAAUUACCAGUGGAAGGCGCUAUAUAAAAAUGAGCGAGAGGGGGAGUGGAGAGGGGUGAGAAGGGCGCGAGGUCCACAUCAGCACCACAACGCUUCUGGCCCCACGCUAUGGUCAUGGACGCCAAGACCCAUAAUUCGAACCCUCCUCCAGUGUAGUAAAGUGUCGUAGUAGUUGAGACGAAACCUGGAGCAGGACAGGGCUGAGUGAGGCCUGGGGUGGAGAACUUGGAUGCGGGGUGAGAGUUGUAGAGCGUGGCGCUCUGAAUGCGGACGGAGUCGAGGAGCUCGGUGCGGGACGAGAGCGUGGAAGUUCGAUGCUGCCGGAGUCUGGCCGUAUGCUCUGUGUCGAAGCUGAAGCGUCUUGUGAGGGUGGAGGAUGGGUCGAGUCGACUCACGAAGACAGCAGCAUCAAGAAGGGUGAGGGAGGUCCUAUCAAGCCCUGCAGCCGUCCCCCGAGGCCAGAUAACCUAGUGCCCCCUGACGGUGGGUGGGGCUGGGUGAUCGUGGCGGCCAACUGCAUCAUCACGUUCGUUAUGGGCAACAUAGCAACGGGCUUCAGCGUGCUCUAUGUCCACUUGAUCAACGCCGGCUACAGCAAUGUUGAAGUCUCGGGCAUUCCUGCACUCUUCAUGGGCCUUACCUGCGUGCUAGCUCCAUUAUCAGCGGGCCUGAGCCAUUUCUACAGUUACCGAUGCCUUGCCACAGUUGGUGUGACUAUUACCUCUCUGGCAAUUCUCUUGUGUUCAUUCAACAGAAGCCUUAUUUGGUUCUACAUUUGCUUUGGAGGGCUGGCAGGUUUUGGAAAUGCACUACUUAUGCCACAGGGCUUCCUAAUUGGCCAAAAAUACUUUAGUUACAAGAAAGUUACAGCAAAUGCACUCUCAAUGCUGGGUGGAUCUUUAGGAUUCAUGGCCAUGCCAACUUUGCUCAGUUAUCUUGUAGAAGUAUAUGCACUAGAAGGAGCUUUCAUGUUAUGGGCUGGAUUACUCCUUCAUGCAUUCAUUGGUGCUCUUUUGUUCCAACCAGUAGAGUGGCAUAUGAAACUUAAAAGAACAGCUGGCUUUCAAUCUGUAAAUGUAGAACAAAAUGGUGGGCAAAGUCAGUCAAGAAGUGAUAUUCUUGCAAGCAAAAUAGUUGUCGCUGGAAAGACAGAUGAUCAGAAUGUUGUUAAUGCCUAUGAGGAUGACAGUGUUAUCAAACAUUUAGCAUCAGAGAGAGAUGAAAGUGAUGAAAGUGACCAUGAAGACAUGCAUAUCACCCAGGAUUUGGCAUUGUGUAAUAGUGUGAAAAGUGAUUUAUCUGAUGCUUUAAAUCUGUGUAACGCUAGACAGUGGAAAAACCCGUUAACUGAUACUUUACAAACAAAUGAAUAUUUAGAGCGACCUCGAACUGUGAGCAUAGAGAGAAGUAUGGAAAUUCUUCCUCAGAUACCAGAAGAAAGUGAAGAUGAAGAUUGUUUUGAAACUUACGAUCAAGAGAUUGGUAAUGAACGGAUAGAAUUUCUAAAUAGAGAGAAUGAAGUUAGAAAUAGACCUGUGAGCUUUAUAAGUUCAAAGAGUGUUGACUCUUUCAUAACAGCUCCAUCUAGUGAGAGCAUUUUUGACUAUGAUGAUAUCAUAUAUCAGUUCGGCAGUGCCUUAUCACUUAAGACUGAGAAACUUAAAGAUAGAUUACAUGUUGAAAGAGAGAGAACCCAAAAGUGUAAUUUCUACAUAUCAAAUAUUUCUAGUACACAAUCUCAUAAGCCAUUUGUUAUUUGUGGAUUGAAGUUUCCAAAGUUAUUCGACAUGAUAAAUCUUCAUAUAUUAAGACAUCCAGUAUUCCUUAUAGCUGCCUUCAGCAUCAUGGUCAGCAGAAUGGUGUAUAUGUCCUUUGUGAACUACUUGCCGUCACUUUCAAUUGAGGUUGGUGUAGGAAGACAAACUCCCUAUCUCUACAUCAUCAUUGCCACAUUUGAACUUGCAGCCAAGAUAAUUUCAUCUUUAAUUUGUGAUCAGGGGGUGAUGCAGCGCCGAUACUUUGCCAUCAUUGCCUCUGUUAAUUCAGUCUUGGCAAACUUAACAAUAACAUUUGCCUGGAAUUUUUUGACACUGGGUGCAUGCUGUGCAUGGUACGGCUUCAGCGUAGGUACCUGUAUGUCCGUAGAACCAGUGUUGCUUGUGGAGCACUUAGGACUCAAGCUCUUGCCGCACUCCUUUGGGUUGAUGCUCUUCAUAAAUGGAAUUGGUGGUCUUCUACUAUUCCCCUUAACUGGUUGGCUGAGUGAUGUGGCAGGCAACUAUGUUAUUACAUACUAUUUCAUUGGAGGCAUUUCAUUAGUUCCUGGUCUUCUGUGGACUUCAGUACCCUGUUUUACAAAGCUCAUUGAUAUUCCUUCAAAAUCCCCCACUGAUAAUGUUUAGGGCAUUGGUUAUAAUUUCUAAGAGUGGCAAAUUAAACAAGCUUACAGUUUUGAAGGCAGUUACUUCACAAAUGUUAACAUACGUCCAUUGGAUAUGCAGCACAUAAGUUAUAUAUAUAAAACAAAUGUCAAAAAACAAAAACAAAAUAAGUGUACAGUUAAGUACUGUACUUACAAUGCUCUAUCUGGGUAUUUAAGCAGAUUGAUCAUUUCGUUUUAACAGAAAAAAACAUUAAUUUCUUUAUGAGCUUUUGGUGAAAUACUUCACAUUUUGUAAAUUCACUGCUUUUAGAGAUGUCAUUCCUCACAAAAGGCAGAGAAUAAGUAGUGCAUACAGUAGGGACAUGUACUGUAUAUGAAUGUUUAUACAGUAUAUGGUAUGUGUGUGGGAAGGGGGGUGGGGUGGGGUUGUAACAUUAUUGAAGUGUAGUUAUAAGAUGAAAGUUACUCUUGUGAUAUCCCAUCUUCCCUAUAAUCUGUCGUAUGACGUUUUGAAGCUUCCAACACCUUUGGCAUCCAUUAUCUUCUCAUUUAAUUUAUUUCAAGUGUCAAUAAUUCUGUUCCCAAAAAGAUAAUUUAUACAAAAAAAUUUGGUAAUUUUGAUUUCUUAGCUAGAAUCUAUGGCCUCCGGUUCUUGAAUUUGCAGGUUUAAAAAGAAAAACCUUCUUUGUAAAUUUGUUAAUGGCUAUCCUGAUUUUGUAUGUGAUCAUAUAACGUAUUCUGAGGGGAUCCCCAUCGGAUUGAACUGAUAUUAGCUAUAUUAGUCUGGGGCUUCACUCGUACAGAGAUCUAUGCCUACCAGGAACCACAAACCAGAACCUGGUUCCCUCAGAGAGGUGAAGGUAGCAAUGGCCUGUGAAAAUGCAAAACGCCACUCUUUGAGAGUAUAUUCGUGUCUGUCAUCGACUGGAGUUAAGUACCCAGAAAGGUAGGCACCCCAAAACAGAUUUCAGCUGGUAGAAAAGUUCAACCAAAGACCAAACAGAGCCCAGGAACUUCCCCCAAGAAAAUAAAGGUAACAAACAAAUCGUCAUCAACCCGAUGCUCUACUUAUUCGCACCAAACUUGGGGGCGUUGGUUGCUUCGAUCUUGGUUCAGUCUGUGCCCAUGAGUCCUUUCUCUGUUGGUGUGGUUCGCCCUGUUCCUCUUCCCUUGCUGCUGGCUCCCAAACGUCUGAGGGUUUCAGAGUCAGGGCGGGGUUUAAUUGGGAAUGAGACUCUGGCUGCUCCUGGGCUGUCCCAUUUGAUGUGGGGGACAGAAGCCAUUGAGCCUGAGCCUCCUGCUGAGGCUUCUGGGUCUUACCAGCAGACCCCCCCCCCCCCACCCCUUCUUUGAUUAUUUUUCCCUGGAAAGGAAAGGAUUCCUCCUUUGAUUGCCUUUUCAAGGGUGGAGGGCAUGGAGGUCGGCUCUGCCCCAGAGCCUGGUUUUGAGGCUUCUGGGACUGGGGUGCUUGGGCCCCUUUUGAUCCUGCCUGGGGUGCUUGGGCCCCUUUUGAUCCUGCCUGGGGUGCUUGGGCCCCUUUUGAUCCUGCCUGGGCCCCUUUUGAUCCUGCCUGGGCCUUGGUGCCUUCAGGGUUUGCUGUUGCAGGGUUCAGGGUUUUCAUAUCCUCCUUUCCUGUACGAGUUUGAUAUUGGUUCGGCUCCUCCCCAGGAUCAUUUCCGGAUUCCUUUGGGUUCCGCAGCUUUGUCUUUCCGCAGGUUUUCCACCUCUUGGAUUUCUCCUGCAGAGGUUUGGGAGGCCCUUGGUGCAUACCUCCUGCAAGACCUGAACUUUGCCUUUGUGAUGGGCCCCGUUCUCUUUUGAGUUCGGUUCUUCUUCCCCAUAUUGAGUGUGCUAUGAGGUUCUGGCGUCUUCCUGGCUUGCAGACUGUCCUUUCUUUUCGCUUGGGGUAUGGCAAAGGUUCACACUUGAUUGGCGGGAGCUUACUAUGGUAUUGCAGGUUUACCUGCGUGGGUGCUUUUGAGCAGCUCAAUGCGUGCCUUUACGCCCCUGUGCUUCUUUGUGAGGUUGGCUUGCUCCAGUUGUAUGCCAAGGUCCCAUCCCUUUUGGCUGCCUUGGCUGCGGAGGAUCAUCGUGCUCCUUGGGCUCUGCGGGUAUCUAGCCUUGGUCCUGCACUCUUUUUCCCUUCUCGAGCUAUCCUCGGACUGGCAUCUGGAGGAUGUGGAGGUGCCGAGUGCUGGGCUGUCGUCUGGGGCGUUGGCAUCAACAGUUAGGGCAUCGGCAGCAUUGCUGAAACUGUAUGAGCUUAUCCUCCGGGAGGUGGUGUCCGUUUUUAGCUUUGUGUCUCAAGUAUUGGCAGGUCAUCCUUGCUCUUUCUUGAUUCGGCCUAGGCCCUGGCUCUUAGGUUUUUGUCUCCUUUCUGUCCGUUAUUGUUUUCAGACUCGAUUGUUUCUCAGUUUUUGCAGGCAGCUUCUGCUAGUUGCCUUUCUUGUUGACCAAACCCCCGCACACUAGAAAGUGAAGAGACGACAACGUUUCGGUCCAUCCUGGACCAUUAUCAAGUCGAUUGCCUUUCUUUUUCUAAUUUGUUGGUGAUCCAGGGUGGGCAUUCUCUAGUUUCCCGAGAAGGUUAUGUCAGAGUUCAGGUCUCUGCAGGUCGAGGUAGGCCCUUGGUGCUAGGUUCUGUGCUGGUGUCUCCUCCGGAACCAUCUUCGCCUGGUUGGCGCGGUGUUCCCUCUGCACAUAAGUCGGCUUCUCAGAAGGGGCGCCGGCCCUUUCACAAGUCACCCCAUUGACAGGGAGCUGGGGAAGAGGAUGGCUCUGUUUGCCCACGCUUGGUCCCAUGAUUUGUGAGCGUUUCAGAGUGUGUCCCUCCAGCCCGUGGUGGUGUUGGUGGCUCCUCCUCCUCUCGGAGAAUCGGAGUUGGCAGGGCAGGCUUCUUCCCCCUUCACUUCAUCAGGUCAUCCUGGAGAGGGUACACUUGGGCAUGGUCAAGACGACUUCAUCCCUCAAGUGAGUUUUUCGCUUGUUUCCAGUACCAAAACGGGACUGUGUGGAUCUUCGGCUGAUUCUGGACUUGUCCCGUCUGAACCGCUGGACUCUUUGCCCCUCCUUUCAGAUGACUGCUCUCUCCCAGGUCCAGCUUCUCUUGGAGCCGGGUUCGAGGAUUGUGUGUGGGAAUCUUCGAGAUGUGUAUUGGCAUGUUCCCAUUCAUCCGGGGAUCAGGAACUGGUUAGGCUUUAUGGUGGGGCGGCAAUCUUACUGCUUUCGUUGCCUUCCCUUCGGACUGAAUCUGGUGCCUCGCAUUUUCACGCGUCUUACCUGGGUCGUGGUGGCCCAUCUGCCUCUUCUAGGUGUUCAGGUCUUGGCCUACCUCGACGACUGAUUGGUAUGGGCUUCCAGCUAGUCCACUUGUUUGCUCGCCAGGGAUUUGGCUCUUUCCCAGCUCGCUGGGUUUGGGUUCUUAGUGAACUGGAGGAAGUCCCAUUUGGUUCCAUCCUAGUUUCGAGCUUGGCUGGGUCUUGUCUGGGAUUCUCGGACAGCGUUUGUGUCACUCUCUCCUGCUUAAUUUUUAGCUUUGCUUGGUCGGUGUCCGAACCCGGGGCGUUUUCUGCCGCUCCGCCUCUUUUAGAAUACAGGCAUACCUCAGUUUAAGAGUUUAAUUGGUUCCUGGAGACGCCUCGUAUUCCAAAAACUCGCAUUCCGAAGCUAAUUUCCCCAUAAGAAAUAACGGGAAAUGAAUUAAUCCGUUCCUGA
Molecule: messenger RNA, 6961 nt
Organism: Procambarus clarkii (red swamp crayfish)
Lineage: Eukaryota; Metazoa; Arthropoda; Malacostraca; Decapoda; Cambaridae
Product: monocarboxylate transporter 9
Biological process (GO): transmembrane transport
Cellular component (GO): membrane
Molecular function (GO): monocarboxylic acid transmembrane transporter activity
Source: RefSeq, a predicted model, not a curated record